AUGGAAGAUCAGAGCAGCAGUAGGAAGCGGUUCAGAGGCGACGACGGCGCGGAGGAGCUGGAGUUCCAUUCGGCCGAGGUGAAGAGGCUGAGGGACGAUCUCCUCGGCUUCCUCGACGACUCCGACCCCGAGCCGGGGGCCCCGGAUCUGGACUCCCUCAUGCGGAGCUUCCAGGACGAGAUCUCGGCCGCCUCGGCGUCCUCGCUGCCGUCGCCGGCGGCGGUGGAGGUGGUCGACCUCACGGCGGAGUCCGGGGACUCGAAGUCGGAGCUCGGGUACCUCCUGGGAGCCUCGGACGACGAGCUCGGCCUCCCGCCCUCGACCACCCCCACUUCGGGCGGCGAGGCGGCGCGGCGCGAGGCCGACCUGGUCCGGGUCGCGUCGGAGGAGUCCGGGAUCGGCGAGCUCUGGGAGCUGGAGGGCGGGUUCCCGGGCUGCUGCUACGACGACCCGUUCCAGUACGGGGCCGGGGAUGCGUACGGCGGCGGGGACGAGGAGGGCGGGUACGUGGCGUUCGACGGGCUGUUCGACUUCUCCGACGCGGGCUACGGCCCGUCCGAUCUGUCGGACUUCUUGUGGCGGCGCGGGGAGACCAUGCCGGCGCUAUAG
Messenger RNA from Syzygium oleosum, 609 nucleotides. RefSeq lists its product as uncharacterized. The transcript has a single exon. The record is from RefSeq and is a predicted model, not a curated record. NCBI's taxonomy places the organism in Eukaryota, Viridiplantae, Streptophyta, Magnoliopsida, Myrtales, Myrtaceae. The coding region runs from base 1 to 609 and encodes 202 amino acids.